UGCCUGGCCGCCCUUUCCCCCAACCCCAUCAGGCCGGGCUGGCUGCCCACUUCUGUUCACCAUGGAGCUGGGUUUCCCUGGGGACCAGUGGACUGACCCAGCCCCGCCCCCUCAGCCCCUCCUGGCCACAGCUCACACUGGGAGGAGGGGUGGAGGCUGGGCUGCCUCCUGGACCCCUGCCCCCCUCGGCCUGCCUUCCAGAACCUGGGCUGGGAGCAAGAAGCAGUGGCUGCCCUUGGAGGAGGUCCUGGAGGCAGCUCUAGCUGGGAUGGUGGCUCCAGCAUCUCUAAGGGCCGUGGGGGGUCCAGCCCCACUAGGGGCACUCUAGGCCUCCCACAGCCCACCACCUGUUCCCCUGCCCUCUGCCCAUCCACGGGCCACUCGCCAUGGGCGGCUGCUUCUCCAAGCCCAAGCCAGUGGAGCUCAAGAUCGAGGUGGUGCUGCCUGAGAAGGAGCGGGGCAAGGAGGAGCUGUCGGCCAGUGGGAAGGGCAGCCCCCGGGCCUACCAAGGCAAUGGCACAGCCCGCCACUUCCACACUGAGGAGCGCCUGCCUGCCCCUCACCCCUACCCGGGCACUCAGGACUGCGUGGAGGCCGCCGUCUGCCAUGUCAAGGACCUAGAGAAUGGCCAGAUGCGGGAAGUGGAGCUGGGCUGGGGGAAGGUAUUGCUGGUGAAGGAGAAUGGGGAGUUCCAUGCCCUGGGCCACAAGUGUCCACACUAUGGUGCGCCCCUGGUGAAAGGUGUGCUGUCCCGGGGCCGGGUACGCUGCCCGUGGCAUGGCGCCUGCUUCAACAUCAGCACUGGGGACCUGGAGGACUUCCCUGGCCUGGACAGUCUGCACAAGUUCCAGGUGAAGAUUGAGAAGGAGAAGGUGUACGUCUGGGCCAGCAAGCAGGCCUUGCAGCUGCAGCGAAGGACCAAGGUGAUGGCCAAGUGCAUCUCUCCAAGCGCUGGCCACAGCGGCAGCACCAACGUGCUCAUUGUGGGCGCAGGUGCAGCCGGCCUGGUGUGUGCGGAGACGCUGCGGCAGGAGGGCUUCUCAGACAGGAUCGUCCUGUGCACCUUGGACCGGCACCUCCCCUACGACCGGCCCAAGCUCAGCAAGUCCCUGGAUGCACAGCCUGAGCAGCUGGCCCUAAGGCCCAAGGAGUUCUUCCGAGCAUAUGGCAUCGAGGUGCUCACCGAGGCCCAGGUGGUCACAGUGGAUGUGCGAAACAAGAAAGUCGUGUUCAAGGAUGGCUUCAAGCUGGAGUACAACAAGCUGCUGCUGGCACCAGGGAGCAGCCCGAAGACCCUGAGCUGCAAAGGCAAAGAGGUGGAGAACGUGUUCACUAUCCGGACACCUGAGGACGCCAAUCGCGUGGUGAGGCUGGCCCGGGGCCGCAACGUGGUGGUCGUGGGAGCCGGCUUUCUGGGGAUGGAGGUGGCCGCCUAUCUGACUGAGAAGGCCCACUCAGUGUCCGUGGUGGAGCUGGAGGAGACGCCCUUCAGAAGGUUCCUGGGGGAGCGUGUCGGUCGUGCCCUCAUGAAGAUGUUUGAGAACAACCGGGUCAAGUUCUACAUGCAGACGGAGGUGUCGGAGCUGCGGGCCCAGGAGGGAAAGCUGAAGGAGGUCGUGCUGAAGAGCAGCAAGGUUGUGCGGGCCGACGUCUGUGUGGUGGGCAUUGGCGCGGUGCCCGCCACGGGCUUCCUGAGGCAGAGCGGCAUCAGUCUGGAUUCCCGAGGCUUCAUCCCUGUCAACAAGGUGGAGCUGGGUGGGCUGGGCAGGUUGCUGGGCUGGGGGUGGUGGGAGGUCCAGGUCAGGGCCCCCGUCCCACCCACGGAGCCCUGGGCCCUCUCCCCACAGAUGAUGCAGACCAACAUCCCAGGCGUGUUUGCGGCUGGUGAUGCUGUCACCUUCCCCCUGGCCUGGAGGAACAAUCGGAAAGUGAAUAUCCCACACUGGCAGAUGGCUCAUGCACAGGGGCGGGUGGCGGCCCAGAACAUGCUGGCGCAGGAGGCGGAGAUCAGUACCGUGCCCUACCUGUGGACCGCCAUGUUCGGCAAGAGCCUGCGCUACGCAGGGUACGGAGAAGGCUUCGACGACGUCAUCAUCCAGGGGGAUCUGGAGGAGCUGAAGUUCGUGGCUUUUUACACCAAGUGGACAGGAGUGUGUCAGGCUCUUCAAGAAGGGGGCCUGCUGCUGGGCAGUCCUCCGGCUCAGCCGCCCUCUCCCUGCAGAGGUGACGAGGUGAUCGCUGUGGCCAGCAUGAACUAUGAUCCCAUCGUGUCCAAGGUGGCUGAGGUGCUGGCCUCAGGCCGCGCCAUCCGGAAGCGAGAGGACCGGCGAUAUGUCUUGGCUCACAGGGAAAGGAUCCUGAGCUUGCAUGCAGCAGACUUGGGCAGGCACGCUGGAGCACCAGGGACAGAGGCCAAGCCUUGGGGGCAGGUGCCAACCUCCAAUUUCCCAGGAUCCCCCACGCGAGAACCUGAGUCCUCCCAGUGCUUGCCUUGGGCUGCCUGGCUCACCUCCAGAGAGGCCUUGGCUGCCUCCAGAUGCUCACCACCCAAGGCCUCAGCUGCCACCAAGGGCUGGCCAUGGAGGCAGGACAGGCCCUGCCUCUUCUCCUGCUAUUGGGACUGGUCCCCUGUAGGGGCCGUGCAACACAUCAGACAUUAUCUUAAAAUUAAAACGCACACAUUCGCAGAUCUGUGUGACUUCCACUGUAAUUGGGCAAACACUCGUGAAGGGGAGACAGGCACAGCCACAGAAUGCUCCAUGCCACACCAAGAAGUCUGGCCUGUGAGCGCCCAGCGGAGGUAGCCCUGAUUCUUUGCCCCUCCCGGCCCCCCGCCUCCCCCUACUCCGGUUAGGAAAGGCUUUUGAAGGAAGGGCACUCCAGGUAGAGGGGACAGCACAUGCCAAGGGCUGGAGACAAGAAGUGCUUCUUCAGAGGUCAGAGGCAACUCCCGCUUGGCAGUUUGGGGGCAUUCGCCCACUUAGGGCUGUAGAGGCUGGGUCCUGAGACAGACCCCAUGCUCCUCAGGGCAGCCAGAGCUUCCGGAAUCCCCAUUUCUCAGGUAAAGAAGCUGAGGCUCUGCUAUUAAGUAGCAAUGACAAUCCAGAGCUUCUGCGCCACUCUACCUCCCAGCCAAUAGGAAUGCCGAGGGGAGACGCUGGGGGCCCGAACUGAGGGCGCAAGCAGGAAGGGGAGAGCUAGGCUCCCUG
Molecule: messenger RNA, 3209 nt
Organism: Equus quagga
Lineage: Eukaryota; Metazoa; Chordata; Mammalia; Perissodactyla; Equidae
Gene: AIFM3
Product: apoptosis inducing factor mitochondria associated 3
Exons: 19
Coding region: 387-2804 (805 amino acids)
Biological process (GO): execution phase of apoptosis
Cellular component (GO): cytoplasm; mitochondrion
Molecular function (GO): flavin adenine dinucleotide binding; 2 iron, 2 sulfur cluster binding; oxidoreductase activity, acting on NAD(P)H
Source: RefSeq, a predicted model, not a curated record